Molecule: messenger RNA, 1497 nt
Organism: Cydia amplana
Lineage: Eukaryota; Metazoa; Arthropoda; Insecta; Lepidoptera; Tortricidae
Product: proton-coupled amino acid transporter-like protein pathetic
Exons: 9
Coding region: 1-1497 (498 amino acids)
Biological process (GO): amino acid transmembrane transport
Molecular function (GO): L-amino acid transmembrane transporter activity
Source: RefSeq, a predicted model, not a curated record
AUGGUAACAGCUUUUUUGGCAGAUCCAAGCAAGCCCACAAACGAUUCGGUGGAGGCAAGAACGCCUGCUGCAACUGUUGCAAGUGCUGCAGCUCGUUCUGCGCGUCCCGACUUUGUGAUCAAAGCGACAGGAGAAGACGCUAGAAACUAUGACUAUGCCGCUGCCAGGCUUCAAGCGGGCCCUAUAAAAACCACCAAUUUCAUCGAAGCGGUGGGCAACCUGAUAAAGACAUGCCUGGGCGGCGGCGUGGUCGGCAUCCACGCGGCCUACAAGAAGUGCGGUCUGUUCACUGGGCUGCUGAUCAACGUCUUGGCCGGAAUGAUGCUUCUACACAGCAAGUAUAUCCUGGUGUCAUCAGCACAGCUCAUGUACGGACGGCUACAGAUGCCAAGUCUCACGUUUCCUGAACUCGCCGAGGCUUCGCUGAAGACGGGCCCAUUCCCAAAACUAAAGAAAUAUGGCCACAUCUUCAGGUACAUGGUUGACGCAACCCUCUGUAUAAACAUCUUCGGCACUUGUAGUGUGUACUCGGUCAUCAUUGCUCGUACUAUCAAGCAAAUUCUAGAAGAAGCUCAGGUCGUAGGAGAAGCCAGCAUACGUAUUUACACUGCCUGCAUGCUCAUACCCUGUAUUCUCAUCGCCAUGAUCUUGAGUUUGAAGUACUUGGCGCCAUUUUCUAUCGUGGCGAACAUAUUAUUGAUACUUUUGGCGUUCUCCACGAUAUACUAUGGAUCGAAAGCUGCCACCAAGUCCCCUACAGAGUUCCCACUUAUCAAGGACGCACAGGGCUUCUUUGAGUUUCUAGGAGUUUGUAUAUUCAGCAUGGAAGGCAUAGGCAUGUCGCUUCCGAUCGAGAACCAUAUGAAGGAACCGAAGAAAUUCCCUUUGGUGAUAUGCACGGGGAUGACAGCGGUUAUUAGCAUCGUAGGGACAAUUGGAUUUUUCGGCUAUUGGGGUUAUGGUGAGGAAGCCCGUACUCCUAUCACCAUGAAUUUCCCUUGGGAAAUGUACGUAAUUUUAACCUUUGUUCUUGCAAUAAGUAGUUUUAAAAGUUACAAAAUUUGUGCUUCCGUAUUUUUCAGCUACCCGAUCAUAUUGAAAUCCAGUUUGGCUCUAGUUCUCUAUGUAACAUUUGCGCUCAACUUUUGGGUCCCCAUCAACCUGGUGUGGUACUACAUCAAGGUGAAACACAACCCGGACAAGUAUUGGUGUAUCGAGCGGGUGUACAGAGCUAUAUUUGUGAUUGCGCUCAUCUUGCUCGCCAUCGCAUUUCCGAAUAUCAACGCCUUUAUGGGAUUUAUCGGUUCCUUCGGCGUCGGUUUUUCGGCCUUCAUGUUCCCAGCGACCAUCGAGAUCGCAGUCAAGUGGCACGAGCCAGGCCUGGGCUGGCGCAAGUGGCGGCUCUGGAAGUUCUUCAUAGUUUUCGCUUUCGGCAUGUUCCUGUGUCUAAUGGGAGGCUACUGCAACCUCGGGAACUUAUUGAAUAGCGAGGCUUAA